AUGGCCUCUCGUGUCGCUCGCUCCGUCAUGGGCGCCGCCCGCGCGCGUCCCACCGCCGCCGUCUCCUCCCUGCACAAGGCCGCCGUGCCCGCCGUCCAAGCCCGCCUGCAAAGCAACCAACCCACUUCGCCCGAGCAGAAGGCCAAGAGCAUCCUCGACUCUCUGCCCGGCAGCAACCUGCUGAGCAAGACCGCCAUUCUCUCCGCCGGCGCCGGUGUCUCCAUUGCCGCCAUCAGCAACGAGCUCUACGUCGUCAACGAGGAGUCCAUCGUCAUGCUGUGUCUGCUUUCCGUCUACACCGGUAUCGCCGUCUACGGUGGCCCCGCCUACAAGGAGUGGGCCGAGAACCAGACCAACAAGAUCAAGAACAUCCUCAACGCCGCCCGCAAGGACCACACCGAUGCCGUCCAGAAGCGCAUUGCUAGCGUCCAGGACCUCGGCGGUGUUGUUGACAUUACCAAGUCGCUCUUUGCCGUUUCCAAGCUCGAGGCCCAGGCCUACGAGCUCGAGCAAAAGGUCAACCUCGCCCACGAGGCCAAGUCCGUCCUCGACUCCUGGGUCCGCUACGAGGGUGCCGUCAAGGCCCGCCAGCAAAAGGAGCUCGCCGACUCCAUCAUCGCCAAGAUCGACAAGGAGCUCGAGAACCCCAAGACCCUCAAGCAGAUCCUCGACCAGGCUGUUGCCGACGUCGACCGCAUCGUCUCCAAGGCUUAG
This is a messenger RNA of Aureobasidium vineae, 714 nucleotides long. Lineage: Eukaryota; Fungi; Ascomycota; Dothideomycetes; Dothideales; Saccotheciaceae. The record is from the annotation of a GenBank genome assembly.